CUCUCUCCCCCUCUCUCUCCAGUCUCAUUCCUCCUCCGUGUGCACAUGUAGUCAAACUCACAGUUUCUGCCUCUCUGUCUGACCGUGUGUUUUUUAAAAAACAUGUCUUUGUUAAAAAUCAUCUUCAAACUCUUCGUCUUCGCGUCACUCACCGCUGUGGUCGUGUUGCUGCUGCAGCACUGGUUGGCAACCAAGCAGUAUGUGUUCAACAAAGACGACAUCGCCAAGUUAGCCAAACAGUACGCAGGACAGGACUCGGAGCAGGCCUUCUCCAAAGUGGUGGUGGAGCUCAGAAAAAGGUAUCCUGGACACAUCCUGCCUGACGAGGACCUGCGCUGGGUGUUCGUGAACGCCGGCGGCUGGAUGGGCUCCAUGUGUCUGCUCCACGCCUCGCUCACAGAGUACGUGCUGCUGUUUGGUACAGCGGUGGACACGGGAGGACACUCGGGUCGGUACUGGGCUGAAAUUUCUGACACCAUCAUCUCCGGCACGUUCCGUCAGUGGAAGGAGGGGACGACGAAAAGUGAAAUGUUUUAUCCUGGUGACACCAUCGUACACGGCGUGGGCGAGGCCACGUCGGUCCAGUGGACGUCGGGGACGUGGAUGGUGGAGUACGGCAGAGGCUUCAUCCCGUCCACGCUGGGCUUCGCUCUGGCCGACACGCUCUUCAGCACGCAGGACUUUGUCACCAUGUUCUACACUGUGCAGGUCUACGUCAAGGCCCUGCUGCUGGAGGCGGGAACGCUGCUGACAGAGACCGGAGUUUUCUGAGACGCCGUCAACGUUCAGAGACGUUCGACAGAACCAGAAGUCUGAGACAAUCCAAACUACUUCAACACAGAUGUUCUACCUCCAUCAUGAAAUCAAACGACUGCAGUUCUCACCACAAUCACUGACCACCACUGACCACCACUGACUGCUACCACAACAAACCGUGAUGUCAUCAGAACUAAUCCAAUCAUCAUCAUUCAAGUUGUUUUUAAUGUCUUCAAAACUGAGAAAUAAAGAAAAUGAAAACCA
Molecule: messenger RNA, 1020 nt
Organism: Cynoglossus semilaevis (tongue sole)
Lineage: Eukaryota; Metazoa; Chordata; Actinopteri; Pleuronectiformes; Cynoglossidae
Gene: sigmar1
Product: sigma non-opioid intracellular receptor 1
Exons: 5
Coding region: 103-771 (222 amino acids)
Cellular component (GO): endoplasmic reticulum
Source: RefSeq, a predicted model, not a curated record